AAGUGUGAAAUGUCUGUCCAAGAAUAUACAGAGUGGCGGAGUUAUAUUUGGCCACCGUAGAAAUGUUAGCACCCGACCAGGGAACCGGGGUAUUCUGGUUUCGUUGUGUCAGCGAAGGAAUCCAUGCCCUGACAUGGCUGACGACUAAGUAAGCUGCGCUUUCUCCAGCGGUCUGGCCUCUAGGUUUGCCGAUACCUAGUCAUUGUACAAGCUUGGUCUUACACGUCUUCUAACCUUUGCACAACCUUGGUGUUAUACCGAUUAUUGAUAUAGAAGAAUUGGCAAGUAUGUGGCCUUCACCCGCUGUGGCCCUGGCAACAGCAUAUCAUCUCCUCCUGAUCGCAAGGCAAAAUGUAGCGCAAGAGGAUCUACCCACGGUGUCCUCCCUGUCACAGACCACAUCACAACCGCCAUUGGCCAAACCUACAGCAAUGGUCAUGCCGACCGCCGACCAACCAGUGGUUGUCAACCCGGUGGCACCUGCCCCUACACAACCAGCGGUCAGACGUCUCCUACCGACCAAGCCGCAUCCUACUAGACCCGACGAUGCCGAGCCGUGGGAGAUCACAUGCCCGAGCUACUGCGUCUGUCUCAAACGUUGGCACUAUUACUUAGAAACGAAGGUCAGGCACCUUCGAUGCGAGUUCUGGAGCACCGGCUCGACAUAUCCGGAGGAGUAUCCUGGCACCACGGAGUCCGCUCGUAUUAAGGUGCAUGGAAUGGACACUCUACCAUCAAGUGUUUUUCAUGGAAUCUCAACAGCAGAAGUUAUCAUUCUAGAGAUCGUUCAAAACCCCGACAUAACACAUAUUCCGAAAGACGCUUUUAAGACUUUCAGGGCACUGGGAUACUUGGAUCUCAGUGAGAACAACUUGAAAGAGAUCCAGCCGUCUCUAUUCGUCGGUGUCAAAUUUCUGGACAAACUGUACUUGCAAGGUAACAGCAUCAACAAGUUGUAUCCCAAUUCCUUUCGUGGCCUAGGUCGACUAGACACUCUGAACCUUGAAGGGGCUUUGGACAUGAACUUGCCGGAUCGUCUGUUUGAGCCUCUUGAGUGGCUUGAGUAUUUGAAUCUGGCAAACAACCCAAAGAUGACGAGUCUCCCUAGUGACACGUUUAGUCAUCAGUGGAACCUGCAAAGUCUCCUGCUACAAUUUAGUGGCGUAACAAAUCCAGAGGAGGAGCUCUUUAAGCCACUUAACAACCUACGCCAUCUAGAAAUAGAUGAAGGCCAGCUCAACAGCUGGGAUCCAGACGUGCUGCUGAGUAUCGAGUCACUGAAGACAUUGGAGGUCCACUGGACGCCCGGAAACAGCACGCUGCAUGUGUGGGAUGCGGCCGUGCACUACAAGGGCAAGUGGCACUUCGACGUCUGCCCUGAGGACCCGUGUAUCAACGACGGCAUCUGUUUUGUCGGUGAGCACCGACAACAGUGUGAGUGUCCCACACCACGUGCGGGAUCGACGUGCCAGAGCCUCCACCCCGGCCUACUGUUCCUGAUUGUGGUGGUAAUCCUAGCUAUCCUGGUGGGGGUGGCUAUACCGAUCUACCGUGUGGCCACCAGGAAGAAGCCGGAGCCCCCUCCACCCAAGCCCAAACCAAUCAUCCUGGAGCCGGAGUCCGAAGAAGAAGACGAUUUCAUGCAGUCGAAACCAGAUGAGGAUCCAGAGAUGUAAUGAUUACCAGUCGCGCAUUCAAAGUCCGUAAACAUAUAACUUGUGUUACAAGUACAAAUGAGUGCAAAAGUACGUGAACUAAAUACAUCUGCUGCAAUAUACGCUACUUUUUAAUGUAGUGGUGCAUUGGUCAAACUUGUGCAAAGUCACUAGUAAACUGAUACUAGUAGUCCUCUCCUCAACACCAGUUAUAUGCUUUGGAUUUACGUAUACAUACCUACUAAUUCCUCGCUCGGUGUAUAUCAUGUCCGUUUAGAAUAGUUUAGAAGAGUUUGAUGAUUUAAGAUAUUAAAGCUGUACUUGCUAGUACUAGUGAUGUUUAAAAUGGAAAAAAAGAUAAGUGAAAGCUUUGUAAAUAAUAAGAUUUAAACAAUGUUAGACGUAGCAACGCUUAACUGAAAUGACAAAUUUAUAUGCAAAAAGGUGAGAGCCUAAACAGCUUAUGAGUUUAUGAAAUUUACUUCUGCAAAAUGUUGAACAGAUACGGCGAUUGAGCAAAGGUCAGACGUUGUUCUGUUACGUAAUACCAAUAAAAAGUGUCAUGUA
Messenger RNA from Branchiostoma belcheri (Belcher's lancelet), 2222 nucleotides. Its product is annotated as SLIT and NTRK-like protein 2. Bases 288 to 1676 code for a protein of 462 amino acids. Lineage: Eukaryota; Metazoa; Chordata; Leptocardii; Amphioxiformes; Branchiostomatidae. Gene Ontology annotation, molecular function: protein binding. Gene Ontology annotation, cellular component: extracellular matrix. The record is from RefSeq and is a predicted model, not a curated record. The transcript has 3 exons.